Messenger RNA from Jaculus jaculus (lesser Egyptian jerboa), 12247 nucleotides. RefSeq names its product A-kinase anchoring protein 13 (gene Akap13). Gene Ontology annotation, cellular component: membrane; actin cytoskeleton. Gene Ontology annotation, biological process: adrenergic receptor signaling pathway; regulation of Rho protein signal transduction; positive regulation of canonical NF-kappaB signal transduction. The transcript has 38 exons. Lineage: Eukaryota; Metazoa; Chordata; Mammalia; Rodentia; Dipodidae. The record is from RefSeq and is a predicted model, not a curated record. Gene Ontology annotation, molecular function: MAP kinase scaffold activity; guanyl-nucleotide exchange factor activity. Bases 153 to 8507 code for a protein of 2784 amino acids.
GUGCCAGGGCUCGGUGGACACGGCUGCGCUCGCUGCUCGCCUCGGCUCUCCGCCGCCUCGGCCGGAGGAAGCGGCCGUGAACAGUCUUUCCGCGCGAGCUGCUCCGGCUCGGCCCGUGGGGGAGCCCCCGGGAGCCGCACGUGUCCUGGGUCAUGAAACUUAAUCCACAGCAAGCUCCAUUAUAUGGUGACUGUGUUGUUACGGUACUGCUUGCUGAAGAGGAUAAAGUUGAAGAAGAUGUUGUUUUUUACUUAGUGUUUUCAGGUUCCACUCUUCAUCACUGCACAAGCACUCGAAAAGUCAGUUCUGAUACAUUAGAGACCAUUGCUCCUGGACAUGACUGCUGUGAGACCGUGAAGGUGCUGCUCUGUGCUUCUAAAGAGGGCCUGCCUGUGUGUGUGGUGGCUGAAGAAGACUUCCAUUUUGUCCAGGAUGAGGCAUAUGAUGCAGCUCAGUUCCUGGCCACCAGUGCUGGAAAUCAGCAGGCUCUGAACUUCACUCGUUUUCUGGACCGAUCAGGACCCCCUUCCCGGGACGUGAACUCUCUUGAUGAGAAGGUGGCACUAGCAUUCAGACACCUGAAACUGCCAGCCGAGUGGAAUGUGCUGGGGACAGAGCAGACUUUGCAUGAUGGUGGCCCUCGGGAAACAUUGAUGCAUUUUGCUGUGAGGCUGGGACUGCUGCGGUUGACAUGGUUCCUGUUGCAGAAGCCAGGUGGCCGAGGAGCUCUCAGCAUCCACAACCAGGAAGGAGCAACGCCUGUGAGUCUGGCUUUGGAACGAGGUUAUCACAAGCUACACCAGCUUCUAACUGAGGAGAAUGCUGGAGAGCCUGACUCCUGGAGCAGUUUAUCCUAUGAAAUUCCUUGUGGAGACUAUUCCGUGAGGCAUCAUCGUGAACUGGACAUCUAUACAUUAACCUCUGAGUCUGAAUCACAUCAUGAACACCCAUUUGAUGGAGACAGUUGUACUGGACAUAUUUUUAAACUUAUGAAUAUCCAACAGCAACUAAUGAAAACAAACAUCCAGGAGAUGGACAGUCUUAUGCCCUUAAUGGUGACAACACAAGACUCUUCUGGUCUGCCCAGUGCCCCAGAAACAGAUGGCCCAUUGUUUCCCUGUGCCUCAGAACACACAGACCAUCAGCAUCUUGCUUCUUCUGAAGUGACUAAGAGUGCUCCAUGCUGCCAAAGGAGCCCUGUGGGGCAGAUUGAAAGUUGCUGUCAUUUGUCAAGUGUGGUUGAGGAAGAAAAUCCACACUCUGCUCAUAGGAGGAACAAAGGCAUGGAAACAAAAGAGCAAGAGGCAGAAUCGAUAUGUGUUGUGGAUGUUGUGGACUCUGGGUCUGCUUGUGAUCAAGACAGCUGCCUUCAAAGCAUACUUGACUGUGGAAUAAAGGGUGCUGAAGUUCUGCCGUCCUGUGGAAACAGAAAUGAAGAAACUCGAGCAAAAUCAAGAGUGGCCCCCAAUGAGGAUUCUGGGAGCCACAGAGGCAGUGUACUGCAGGGCGACUUAGUCACAGAGCUAGGUAUAUCCCAACAUUCCUCUGGAAGGGAAUUGGCAAACAGUUCAACAGUUGCUGGUGUCCAAGAAAGUUCAGGUGACAUGGAACAGUGUCUGAUGAACCUUGCUGCCACUUCCCAGAUUAGUGAGCUUCAAGCAGGAAAAAGUACAAAGGAAAGAUGUAAGAAUUCUAGCAUUAGCACAGCUGGAAGCUCUGAUGUUGAAAUCAUAAGUGAACUUGUGGUUAAGUCCAGGCUUCCAAACUCUGUCUGUGCCACCAGCACCCUCAGUGAUAACAGGCCUGCUGCUGAGUCUUCACUUGAAUUGAGCCCUGGAGAAAUCCCCUCUGAGAAAACAGGAAUGGGCAUUUUGAAGAGAAGCUGUGAGAUGAGAGAUGAUGGCCCAGUUGUUCAGGAUUCUUUGGCAUCUCCAACUGCAGCAAGAAGACUUUCAGAUGGAUCAGGCCCAUAUGAGAUCACAUCACCCUUGGAUUUUACCUAUUCUGGGCUCAAAGAAGAUGUGAUGCCAAACCAGAAAACAGCAUCAAAUUUAUCACUUGUUCAAAGCCAAAAUAGCCAGUCAUUACUUGGUUCUAUAGCUGGGGCUGGUAAACUUUGUCCUGAGUCUGCAUGUCAACAGAACACAGUGACUUCUACUAGUGAGGUGGUUGUAAAACACUGUAGUGACAGCCAGCCUGAAAACCUAACAGGGCAGCCAAAUAUGCAAGACCUGUGCACUGCCCUCUGCCCGGAAGACCCAUGUGCUGACACCAUCACUUCUGGACCUGUGAGAGAAAGCCAGGAAUGUGUGGAGUUUUGUUCUCUCAGUGUUUUGGAUAAAAAGGAAGAAGAAAAAAAUUUGAAACAAGAUACACUGUUCCUAAAUGUGCUUGAGGUUGUUUCACAUCUGCCUCCAGUAGUCCCUCAAACUGAGAAAGAACUGGUGCCAUCAGACAGCACUUUCUCUCUGGCAAGCAGUCCUGGCAGUGAAUCAGUAACCAAAGAUGACGCACUUUCUCUUGUCCCCUCCCAGAAAGAAAAGGGAACAGUAACUCCUGAACAACAUAGAGUUAUAGUUAGUGGAGAUGUCCUAGCUGGAGGAGGUUCGAAUGGUCUUGAUAAACAACUUCUGGAAGUCCAAGAAGCAGGCCUGUUCACACCCUUGCCUACUGGAGCGCUUCAGUCCAUCAUGGGGAACACUAAUCCUAUAGGCCUUAGUGGAGAGCAAGAGGAUCCAGGCUGCAUAGCAACACUUGAAGUUCUGACAGACGCUCCUUUUCCAAGUGUGGAUAAAGCUGCUUUGGUCUCUGACUCAGUUCUGCCCGAGGAAGGAAAACUUCUGGUGAUUUCAGAAAGCUCUGUAGUUCAAGGAGAAGAUGACAAGGAUAAAGCCGUGACAUGUUUCUCCAUUAAGGAAGACACACUUUGUUUGGGAACAUCACAGGAAGAGCAGAGAAUACCACCUCCUGGGCAAGAGACACCUGGAUUCUAUGAAAAUCCUGUCUCAACGGUCUGUGCUGAGGAUAAAGCACUGCCACACAGUAACUCAUUGGGCACACCCUCUGCCUGUCUGAAGACAGAACCCAAGCAUAACAAGGAAGUGGCCACACAGGUCUCACUACUGACUGAAGGUGGGGCCCCACGGAGCCCUAUGCUACCAGGAGCAAGUCUGGCUGCAGACUCAAGGCAAGAAGCCUUAGGUACAGAGCCAAAUAGCUCAUCCCCAUUGCCAAGUGUUCUGUCAAGUGCGUCUGACACUGUGUGUGUUGGAGUAAAAAACACUCAGUUUCAAGGGAAAAAUAGUAUUUGUGAGGUAAACAGAAAUGUGGUGGUGGAUGUUGUAGCAGUUAAUGCUUUAGAAGCUGCUGAACCUGGAAAGAAAGGAACGCCACAUCAUACCAAAGACACCCCAAUUUCGGAAGUUUUGUUGAACGGGGAGAAGACUAUGACUGUGUGUGCACCAGGAGAUUCACCAGACAAAUGUGUGACUGGCGUACAGGGAACUUCAGCUUUGGAGAUGGUACCUCUUGAUUGCAAGAAAGGGAAGCAUGAGGGAGCAAAUUUCAGCUGUGGAUGUAACUCCGCAGAGGAUGAUGAAGUACUGCAACCUCUUGCCCAGGAGUUCUCCACAGAGACUGGGCACCCAGCUCUCCCUGACAGGGCCUUCCCGGCAGGUAUGCGACAAGUCACACAGGCCUCAGCCCAGGGAAAUGAAAGUAGUGCCAGCUCUCUACCUUGCAUGGUCUCAGCCCAGGCCGUGCAGGUGCCUAAGGGAGCAGACCCCAUAGAAGAGACUGCCACUCGUAUAGUGAAAGCUGUCAUUGAGCAAAUCAAGGCCUCCGGAGUGCUGAUAGCUGAGGGGGAAAUCAGUUACGUAUCACUGUCUAGUCCUGAAUCAGGCUGUCAGGCUGAACAACUUGAGAAUGCUUCUUCAGAGGGUGUGAGUGCUUUUGCCCUAGGGGAGAGCCUGCGAAAGUAUAGUACUCAUGAAGAAGCCGCCAGGAACCAUACAGGAUGUCUUGUUACAAGGGAGGAACCAGAGAAGAUUAUUCUUCCAGUUCACAGGUCUGAACGGGCAACAGAAAUGCCAGACACUAAAGUGCCUUGUGAAGAGGUGGGUGUAGGAAAUGGAGAGAUUACACCCAAGAUGAAGCAAGGCCCACUGACACAGGAGAUUAAUCGAGAAAGUUGGUGUGCCAUAGAGCCGUGCCCUGAUGCGUCAUCUCUUUUGCCUUCCAAGAAGAGCUCAGAAUGUGAGAACAUCUUGGAUGUUGGGUUGGGUUCAGACUGUGCCUCAAAACAAGGUGUGCUUCAGAGAGAAUCUGGGAGUGAUUCUGACCUCUUCCAUUCACCCGGUGAUGAGAUGGACAGCAUCAUCCUCUCAAAGCCCAAGGAUGAACAGUUGGUCUGUGAUACCACAGGAUCCAGUUCUUCUACUGAUGACACAACUUCCUUAGAUCAGCAGUCUUCUCAUGGCAGUGAUCUGUCACUCCCUCACAUUUCAAAGUUAAAUAGGCCCAGAGAUCAUCAAAACUCAGAUGGCUUCUACAGUCACAGGCCAGGAACUGAUGAGAGUCGAGAGAGUGAGAGUGAGCCUGCUGGCUUAGGUGAAAUGGAAGAAGAAGAAAUGGACAGUAUCACCGAAGUGCCUCCAAAUUGCUCUGUUCUGAGGGCCUCCAUGCGUUCCCUGUCCCCAUUCCGUAGGCACAGUUGGGGACCUGGGAAGAAUGCAGCCAGUGAUGCAGAAAUGAACCAGCGCAGUUCAAUGCGUGUUCUUGGGGAUGUUGUCAGGAGACCUCCCAUUCAUAGGAGAAGUAUGAGCUGGUGUCCCUCUGGUGUGCAAUACUCGGCUGACUUGAAUGCUGACUUUAAUUACAGAAGUUUCAGUCUGGAAGGCUUGACAGGAGAAGCUGCUGCUGUAAUCAAGCCAUGUUCAUCUCUACAAGUAAGCUCUGCAAACUCCAAAGAACUCAGACACCCUUUCAGUGAGGAACGGGGAGACUCUUUGGGGUCACUUUCAGAAGAACAUCUGGAGUCAGACCGGAGAGAACAUAGGAUGUUUGAUCAGCAGACAUGUCAUAGAUCUAAGCAGCAGGGAUUUAAUUACUGUACAUCAGCCAUUUCUUCUCCAUUGACAAAGUCCAUCUCAUUAAUGACAAUCAGCCAUCCUGGACUGGACAAUUCACGACCCUUCCAUAAUACCAGUGGUAAUCUGACUGAGAGUAUAACAGAAGAAAACUAUAGUUUCCUGCCUCAGAGCCCCUCCAAGAAAGAUUUUGAAGGGAAGAGUGGAACAAAAGUUAGUCGCACAUUCAGCUACAUCAGAAAUAAAAUGUCUAGCAGCAAGAAGAGCAAAGAAAAGGAAAAGGAAAAAGAUAAAAUUAAGGAGAAAGAAAAAGAUUCUAAAGAGAAGGAGAAAGAUAAGAAGACUUUUAAUGGACAUGCUUUCAGUUCCAUUCCUGUGGUGGGUCCCAUCAAUUGUAGCCAGUGUAUGAAGCCUUUCACCAACAAAGACGCCUACACUUGUGCAAAUUGCAGUACUUUUGUCCACAAAGGCUGCAGAGAAAGUCUGGCCUCCUGUGCAAAGGUCAAAAUGAAGCAACCCAGAGGGGGCCUUCAGGCACAUGACACUUCAUCACUGCCCACAGUCAUCAUGAGAAAUAAGUCCUCACAACCCAAGGAACGCCCCAGGUCUGCAAUCCUUCUGGCUGAUGAGGUCACUGCUGCCCCAAUGUUUUCUAAUAGACGAUCUCAGCAGAGUGUCUCCCUCUCCAAAAGUGUCUCCAUACAGAACAUUACUGGAGUUGGCAAUGAUGAAAACAUGUCAAACACCUGGAAAUUCCUUUCUCAUUCAACGGACUCACUAAAUAAAAUCUGCAAGGUCAAUGAGUCAACAGAAUCCCUUACUGAUGAGGGAGUAGGUACAGACAUGAAUGAAGGACAGCUAAUGGGAGAUUUUGAGACUGAUUCCAAACAGCUGGAAGCAGAGUCAUGGAGUCGAAUAGUAGACAGCAAGUUCCUAAAACAGCAGAGGAAAGACGUGGUCAAACGUCAGGAAGUGAUUUAUGAGUUGAUGCAAACUGAGUUACAUCACAUCCGCACGCUCAAGAUCAUGAGUGAUGUGUACAGCCGAGGGAUGAUGACGGAAUUGCUCUUUGAGCAGCAAAUGGUAGAAAAGUUGUUUCCUUGUUUGGAUGAGCUGAUCACUAUCCACAGCCAGUUCUUCCAGAGGAUCCUGGAGAGGAAGAAGGAGUCUCUGGUGGAUAAAAGUGAAAAGAACUUCCUCAUCAAGAGGAUAGGGGAUGUCCUUGUAACUCAGUUUUCAAAUGAGAAUGCAGAACGCUUAAAGAAGACAUACGGCAAGUUUUGUGGGCAGCACAACCAGUCUGUCAACUAUUUCAAAGACCUUUAUACAAAGGAUAAGCGCUUCCAGGCCUUUGUAAAGAAGAAGAUGAGCAGUUCAGUAGUAAGGAGGCUUGGGAUCCCAGAGUGCAUAUUACUUGUAACCCAGCGGAUCACCAAGUAUCCAGUUUUAUUCCAAAGGAUAUUGCAGUGUACCAAAGAUAAUGAAGUGGAGCAAGAAGACCUAACUCAGUCCUUGAGCUUGGUGAAGGAUGUGAUUGGAGCCGUAGACAGCAAAGUGGCAAGUUAUGAGAAGAAAGUACGUCUCAGUGAGAUUUACACAAAGACUGAUAGCAAGUCGAUCAUGAGGAUGAAGAGUGGACAGAUGUUUGCAAAGGAGGAUUUGAAACGGAAGAAGCUGGUACGGGAUGGGAGUGUGUUUCUGAAAAGCACAACAGGAAGGUUGAAAGAGGUUCAAGCAGUUCUGCUCACUGACAUUUUAGUUUUCCUUCAAGAAAAAGACCAGAAAUAUGUCUUUGCAUCAUUGGAUCAUAAAUCAACAGUGAUCUCUUUAAAGAAGUUGAUUGUAAGAGAAGUAGCUCAUGAGGAGAAAGGUCUGUUUCUCAUCAGCAUGGGGGUAAAAGAUCCAGAGAUGGUGGAAGUCCAUGCCAGCUCCAAAGAGGAGCGUAACAGCUGGAUUCAGAGUAUCCAGGAUACAAUCAACACCCUGAACAGAGAUGAGGAUGAAGGAAUUCCUAGUGAGAAUGAAGAAGAAAAGAAACUGUUUGACAUGAAAGCCCGGGAGUUAAAAGAGCAGCUUCAACAGAAGGACCAGCAGAUUCUCCUCUUAUUGGAAGAGAAGGAGAUGAUUUUCAGGGACAUGACUGAGUGUAACACUCCCUUGCCCGAGGAUUGCUCUCCAACUCAGAGUCCCAGAGCCCUCUUUCGCUCCAACACAGAGGAGGCUGUCAAAGGAGGACCCUUAAUGAAAAGUGCAAUAAAUGAGGUGGAGAUCCUUCAGGGUUUGGUAAGUGGAAGCCUAGGAGGUACAGGUGGGCAGGCCAUUAGUGGCUCUGUUGAGCAAGAAGUUGGGGCCAACCCUGUUUCCUUGCCCCGGAGAGCAGAGACCUUUGGAGGAUUUGACAGCCACCAGAUGAAUGCUUCCAAAGGAGGUGAGAAAGAAGAAGGAGAUGAUGGCCAAGAUCUUAGGAGAACAGAGUCAGAUAGUGGUCUGAAAAAGGGUGGAAAUGCUAACCUCGUAUUUAUGCUUAAAAGAAACAGUGAGCAGGUUGUCCAGAGCAUUGUUCAUCUUCAUGAACUGCUUAGCGCUCUUCAGGGCGUGGUGCUGCAGCAAGACAGCUACAUUGAGGACCAGAAGCUAGUGCUGACUGAGAAGGUACUCACAAGGAGCACGUCCCGCCCCAGCUCCCUCAUUGAGCAGGAAAAGCAGCGCAGUUUGGAGAAGCAGCGCCAGGACCUGGCCAACCUACAGAAGCAGCAGGCUCAGCACCUAGAGGAGAAGCGCCGCCGCGAGCGCGAGUGGGAGGCUCGGGAGCGGGAUCUGCGAGAGCGGGAGGCACGCGUGGCUGAACGCGAGGAGAUGGUGCGCCGUGGGCAGCAAGACCUGGAGAGGGAUCGCGAGGAGCUCCAGCAGAGGAAGGGCAGCUACCAGUGUGACUUGGAGAGGCUGCGGACUGCCCAGAAACAGCUGGAGAGAGAACAGGAGCUGCUGCGGCGGGACGCAGAGAGGCUCAGCCAGAGGCAGAUGGAUCGGGACCUCUGCCAGGUUUCACGUCAGCAUACCAAGCUAAUGCGGAUCCCAUCCUUCUAUCCCAACCCGGAGGAGUCCUCAUCAUCAUCUGUACCUUCCAUAACCAAAUCAGGGUCACUGGACUCGGAACUUUCAGUGUCUCCUAAAAGAAACAGCAUCUCUCGGACACAUAAAGAUAAGGGACCUUUUCACAUGCUGAGUUCAACCAGCCAGACAAGCAGGGGACCAGAGGGGCAGAGCCAAGCCCCAUCAAGCACCUCUACCCGCCUGUUUGGGUUAGCCAAACCAAAGGAAAAGAAGGAGAAGAAAAAGAAGAGCAAAGGAAGCCGUUCUCAGCCUGGUGAUGGUCCUGUGUCUGAAAUAUCAGCAGAAGGUGAAGAGAUCUUCUGUUGACCACUUUCUUUGCCAAAGCGGCUGCCUCCUGACCCUGGCCAUGGCCAUGGUGCCUCGUACCAUGCUCCUGCUGCCCCUCACGCACAAGUCUCUUACACUGGACGUCCACUGACCCUUAGCGUCCAGUCCUCCUGGGCCGCCCCAAGUCCCGCACAAGAUCAUCACCUGUGUGUCAGGGUGGGGAAGGAUGCCCAGACUCCACUUUAGCUGUGAUCUGUGACUGUCCAAGACUCAGGUGUGGGGCUUGCCCUACUCAGGGUGUUAUACUGAAAAUAAUGGCCCCAGAAGUAGGUGGUGGUUCGGAACAUGUCAAGAAUCCCUAAAGGCUCAUGAGGUCUGAAUUUCAGCCUUUUAUUUUGGGGAACACACCCAGAAUCAAAGAGCAGGGAGUGUGACUUCGUCUGUGUACAGUGGCCAUUUGCACAUACACACAGGGUAUAGCAGAAUGUACACAGUCUCUUGUAAACAUCAGGGUAGUUUAGCCAGGAUAGAGCAUCUGACUGGCCAGGUGGUGUGCAGAUAUUCAGUAUUUCACCAUGUAUCCCUCUUAAGAUUGGAUCCCUUUAAACCACCUCUGCACACAUCACCCCUCUUUGCAUGUAUUUUUCAUUUCAUUUUAGAAGGGAAGACAAGAGUUUGAAACCAGUGAGAUGAGGCUUGGUAUAUAAGAAAAGCACAUGGUCUACACUGCCUGCAUGUCCACUUAACAGGAUGAACUUUAAAUAGAGUAUCUCAUUUCAUCUACAAAUCUAGACACACUGCCUGUCCCAGAUGCUUGCCUAUAGGUUCUAGGCACAGAGGAAGUAGAGAGGCCUCCUCACCACUGUCCCUGAAGUAUGACACUUUUUGGUUGUCACUGGCCCAGAAGGCCAGCCCAGCAGCUCCCCCAGGGCAGCUGUCAUUGCCUGGGCCUCCCUGUGGGAGGUUGUGUUCCCAGUUUGGCUCACAUAGCUACCUGCCAGGCCCAUACUGUACCCUAAGGCCUUUGUGGUUGGAAUUCCCUGCAAGGGAAUGACUGGCUAAGAAGUAGGUUCAGAUAAAGGCAUUAAUUAAAGUCCAUGUGUUCUGAUAGUUUUGCCUGUGCAGAACUAGGAGAGUCACUGGCCCUUCAGUAUGGCAAGGCAAACUAUAUAUUGUGUCAGAAGGCCUCAUGAAAGACGGUUUUUCAGAUACAAAGUUCUUUUUGGUUAUUAAUUGUGCUCUUACCCCUGGAGAAUGUCACAGUUGCUGCCGAUUUCUCUCUCGUCUCUUUCCUUUUCCACUGUGUUUUGAUUCUGUGUUUGCUUGAGGCUUUCACCAGCUGGUAUUCACAGGGCAAUUUAUUGAUAAUGUUCCCCUGAGACUCUCAUGUCUGCCUUGUGGGGCUCCCCACAAGGGAGACCUCAUGCAGCCUGUACUUCACAUGCGGCCUUUAUUCCUGGCUUUGCCCCUCAGAAGCAUGAGGCUCUGAACAUAAUUAUGAGAAAAACAAACCUGCAACUUGGUGCUUGUUGAUGAAUGCAAGCUGGCCUUGCACAUGAAGAUAUUUAUCUUUCAGUUUAUUUGAAAGAGGUCUGGUUUAAAAUUUUUAGUCUAAAAUUUAUUUAUUGUGUGUGUGAGUGUGUGUGUGUGUGUGUGUGUGUGUGUGUGUUUUCCUUUGAGGGUGAGCCCGUGCCAGCCCAGCAGCUUAGACUGUCCUUUCAAUUCAGGUAGUAGUAGCAGCCCAGGGCCUGAGGGUCCUGAGGAAAGCAAGGUUGGAACAGAGGCCCACGUUUGUUCCUCUCCCUCCCCAACUCAUCCUUUCAUCAGAGAAUGUGGUCUAUCUUGUUUGGGAAUUUAAAAAACUUGCCACCCAUCAGCUGAAGGCCUGUUUGAGUCAUAGAAACUUCAGCAAAAGACUUUUAAAACCGAAACCAGCUGAUACUUUUUUUUAUAUUGAAACCAUGAUGUACCUCCCAAGAGACCCUUAACAGCAAAAAGUUAAGUUGCUUCCUUCUGCCAGUCCACACAGUUCUGUCACAUUAGAAAUACGUCCUGAUCUUCCCCAGGUCUACCCAGGCUUUGGCUGUUGUCUGUCAGUGCUGGAAGGGGAGGCAGGGUCUGACUCCCAGCUGGCAGUGAUCCACCCAAACCUGCAUUCCCUGUGUAGUGAAGGCCAGUGACCCUGCCCCAGGCUACUUCACAAAAGCUCUGUGGACACCAUGACUACUGUACUUCCCCACAUGACUAUUUGCCUGACUUCCAAGUGUCCUUCACUCUCAACCAGCUAUAGGUUUUUUUUUUGUUGUUGUUGUUUUUUAUUUUUUUAGCUUGGUUUGGCUGUUUUAAAGGGAUCUCAACUCUUUCCAUACUCAUUAACUUAAACCCAUGUGGUCAAUUCCAGUUGGGCAUCAAGGUGGUAAUCCUCUGCAUUCCCCUAAGCCACCCAACUUCCUCCAGGAAAAGUCAGUGGUACAAAAAGAACCACUUGCAAAGAGCUAAUUCGCCCUUCCACAUCAUCUGCCCCCACAGUGCUCUGUGCUUGGGGAAGUGCAUGAAUGGGGUUGUUGCUGCUCAUGCUUUUGCAUAUGGCCCUGAAGAUUGCUGUAGCUCUGAAUCUAGACUGGUGGGUUUCUCUCCUGUGAUAAAGGUUAUUUCCCAUACUGCUCCCCACACUAGGAAGCCAUCUAUCUCCAUCAAGCUAAACAGCAUCUGGCCUUGCACUUGAGAUUUGGCAGUCAGGUGGGAAUCCCCCUGACUUGCAGAAUCUAGUGAACCUCCUGGAAGGAGACUGCAUCUCCUCUCAACAAUGAUCAUCUCAGUAAUUGUCAUCCCAUCUGGGUGACAUGUGCACUUUAAAUGCUCUCUCAUCAGUUGGCUUCAUUUUUGAGACAAUCAACUAUGUUAACUGCCCUUCUUAAAAAUUGGGAGGGUUAAAAACAUGCCAGUUGCCACAUUCAGUCUUUGCCAACAUUCCUUGUACCCCAUAAGAGCAAUCUAUGGGGAAGAACUACUCCCCAAGAUACUUUGGAAAGGUACGAACUAAAUCUUCUUUCCUCUUCUGUCUCAGGGUUAUACCACUAAAAGCUUCCCUUGGCUAACCUCUACCUUAACCCCAUUCAUUUUCUUUCCUGGCUUCAGUAUUAGUGUGCACAGAAUAGUGAACCCUUGGUGUUUGGUUGGUUUUUUUUUUUUUUUAACUGGGGGUGUGGGUGCUAGUGUGCAGAGGCUUGUGUAAAGGACAGAACCAUGGGCCAUAGGGCAGAGCUUGACCCAGAAGUGACUCUUCAUGGGAAUAUCUGACAUUUCUUCUUUUCAGCUCUGAAGUCCCUGUUUAUAAGUUCUUUCUUCCCAAGGGUUUGGUAUUUUCCUUGGAGCUGAAGUUGACUCUGAGGAUGGUGGCCAUUUGUGUCCAGAGUGCAGUCCUGAAGAGCAGGUUGCCAUAGCCAGAUAGAGAGGGUGACUACUUAAGAAGGGCAUCCACUCCCCAUGCCUGGGUGCUUCAGAACACAGAAGCCUUUGCUGAAGCAGUGGCCCUGCCACUAUCCUGAGAGAUGGGGCACAGUGUACUUGGACUUGGCUCCUCACUUUCAUUCAGUAGUAUAACAUUCCUAGUUAGCCAGGGCUUUGAAGUCAGCUGCCUGCUGGCCAGGUUUGAAAUUAAAAGUAUUUUAAUAUGCUGCCAGAAAAGGAAAGGAAAGGAAAAAAAAGGAGGAGAGGUUGGAGAGACGGCUCAGCAUUGAAGGCACUUGCCUGUGAAGCCUAAUGACCCAGAUUCAGUU